UUCCAUCGUUCGCUCCCGCUGCUGAUCACAGGCCAUCCGAGCUGCUAAGGCUUUCAGAGCAGUGCUUGUAUACUAGACGUUCCUGGUGGAGUUGGCCAAACAACCAAACAAAACAAUAUUGGAUAUUGAUGAAACCUCAUCCUUUUCUGCCUGCGCGGUGCUGGACUGUACAAUUUGGAUCAGCGGGUCCCUGAUUGCAACACUUUUGGAAGUGUUUGAAGAUUUUUUUUAAAGAACAUGGAUGGCCACAAAUAUAGUUACUCAAGGGAAUUUUAUGAUCGUUAUGCCCAAGGCCAGGAAAAAUCUGUGGUCAACAAAAUGCAACAGAAAUAUUGGAAAACAAAACAAACUCUUAUCAAAGUCACGGGGAAGAAGGAGGAUGAACAUGUAGUGGCCUCGGAUGCAGAUUUGGAUGCAAAACUGGAGCUGUUCCAUUCAAUUCAGAGGACAUGCAUGGAUUUACUUAAAGCAAUCGAAUUAUAUCAAAAACGCAUUUGUUUUCUGUCUCAGGAAGAAAAUGAAUUAGGAAAAUUUCUCCGAUCUCAAGGUUCUCAGGAUAAAACCAGAGCAGGCAAAAUGAUGCAAGCUACAGGAAAGGCCCUCUGCUUUUCUUCUCAACAAAGGUUGGCAUUGCGCACUCCUUUGUGCAGAUUAUAUCAAGAAGUGGAAACAUUUAGGUAUAGAGCCAUUUCUGAUACAUGGUUAACGGUCAACCGAAUGGAGCAAUGCCGGACGGAAUACCGAGGAGCUCUGUUGUGGAUGAAAGAUGUGUCUCAAGAGCUGGAUCCUGAUCUUUACAAACAGAUGGAGAAAUUUAGGAAGGUCCAAGCACAAGUCCGACAUGCAAAACUCAACUUUGACAAACUGAAAACAGAUGUCUGUCAGAAAGUGGAUCUUCUUGGAGCAAGUAGAUGCAAUCUUCUCUCUCAUGUGCUGACAACAUACCAGACAACCCUUCUUCAUUUUUGGGAAAAAACAUCUCAUACCAUGGCAGCUAUCCAUGAAAGUUUCAAGGGUUAUCAGCCAUAUGAAUUCACAAUGUUGAAGAGCUUACAAGAACCUGUAAAUAAACUGAUGGAGAGUGAAGAAAAGGAGGCAGAACUGCAGCUAGAGAACACCAAAUUGGGAGAUGAGCAGCAGAGCCAGUUGAUUUCAUUAGAUGAUGAAAACCUCACCAAGGAAUCAGCUGACUCAGCAGACGAUAGUAAGGACAUCCUCAGUACUUUUGGGGAGAACCUCAACCACAGAGAAAAUUCAGGAGUAAUAGAUGACUUAUUAGAUCUGAAACCUGAUGAAAAUGCAUCAAAGGACCCAUUUGCAGACUCUUUAGAGCCCGAGGCUACUGAUAAGGAUGAUAUGGUGUUGCUGAAUGAGAUUCUCAAUGCUUCUUCUCUGGACGAUGGGGAAUUCAGCAGGGAAUGGACUGCUGUCUUUGGAGAGGAUCCACUCACUGAGGUAGCCACGAAUCCUUCUGCUGGAGAAGUGGAGAGCAACCAGUCGUCAUCAGGCUUCCUUCCUUCUCAGCUUUUAGACCAAAACAUGAAUGAUUUGCAGUCCUCUCUUCAAGGUUGGGCAGCCAGCAGCGUCAGCCCUUUGCCUGUACCCCAGACAGCACAGAAAUCUAGUAGCCUGAAUAUGAAUGUCAACAAGACACCUAUGAAAGAAACUGCAAGUUCUUCUAAAGAUCUAACUGCAUGGUUUAGCCUCUUUGCUGAUCUGGACCCCUUGUCCAACCCAGAUGCUGUUGGAAAAACAGAUAAAGAACAUGAAUUGCUAAAUGCAUGAAUUGUCUGCCUGUGGUAACUCUCACUUCAUCAUUCAUAAACACCAUUCUUGAGGUUUUAGAAAAUUUAAAACCAGGUCCAUGUGCUCUGUACAACUUCUCACAUCUGUGCCAUUCUAAUAAAAUCAAGGGAUUGACCCUCCCCUUUCGAUAAGUAAGUUAUUAGCUCUUGUUUUGUAUAAAAAGUUUGCACCUUCUCUUUUUUGUUUGUGAAUGUACUGAAUGAAGUGUUGAUUUUAGAGAGGAUCCUAGAUUAGUGUACUUGCUGUAACCUGGGUCUUGGCAGAAAGUUGUCGUGGCUGAUACAAGGGUGAAAUAUAAUUGAGAAACCUAUUUUUUUCUGUUUUUCUUUGUGUAAAUCAGAAAUCAAAAUCAUGUAAUCCAAAGGCUGCAUGAAUUGAUUGUAUAGGCAGUAGUAUGUUAUAUACUGCUGCAAUAUUAACAUAACUAAAUUUCUAUUGUUAGUACCCAUAGUGAACAAUCUAUAUAUUGGAACUAAUCGUUAGAGAAUUAUAUCUGAGAAUCUGCAAAUCUACUCUACUCACUCUCUAAUUUUAAAUUGUUAGGCAAAUGGCACUGCCCAGACUACAUCUUUGUAGUGUGUUCUUUUGCACCAGCAGUUUCUGCUAUUAAGAGACCAGGUCGUAUUGACUUUGCCAACCAUGCAUUUGCAGUAAUCGCGGUUUCCGUACAAAGCAUUGUUCAUCACAGCUGGUUUCACACCCACAUGUUCUUGAGCCUAUUGUGACACUCUUCUUUAAUAAAGAUGGUUUUGACAAAAA
Varanus komodoensis (Komodo dragon) is the source of this 2565-nucleotide messenger RNA. It is a transcript of the gene ICA1, whose product is annotated as islet cell autoantigen 1. The transcript has 15 exons. Gene Ontology annotation, cellular component: Golgi apparatus. The record is from RefSeq and is a predicted model, not a curated record. Gene Ontology annotation, biological process: regulation of transport. The coding region runs from base 238 to 1785 and encodes 515 amino acids. Lineage: Eukaryota; Metazoa; Chordata; Lepidosauria; Squamata; Varanidae. Gene Ontology annotation, molecular function: protein domain specific binding.